CGUUCAGGAUUCAAGAAAGCCACGAGGAAAAUACCUAAGAAAAUGGAAGCGAAAAACCAAGAGAGCCAAAACGUAGUGGAGGCGCAACCAUUCUCACCGGAGAGCCAAGAUCUUUUCGGAAGCUACGAGAUGCCACAACCCAGCCAUGGAGGGGGUGAAACCAGCCACCAGGAGGUACAACCAGGUGCAGCACCAGGUGAAUUAAGCCGAAGCCUGGGAGAACCCAUAACAACUAUGCAACCUCAAACCACCAGCGGACCUGGAGAAAUACUACGAUUAACUAAUAUGAUAGAGAUGAUUAUCCAACAGUUAGGAGAAGGACAACGAAAAAUGGGUGAAGGGCAACAGAAAAUGGAAAUGAAAGUGGAUGCAGUACAACAACAAAUAGGAGAAGGACAACACAGAAUGGAAGCGAUACGGCAGGAACUAAGGUCUACACAAGCUCAAUGGGAGAGAAAAAUUCAAACCGACUACAACCAGCUCAGAGAAGAAACCCAGGUGGGAAUCAAAGAAAAUAAAUUGGAGAUUCAAGCGACGAGAGCUGAAAUGGAAUACAGCCAGAAGAAAGCCUAUGAGAAGUGGGAUGAGAAGCUGGAAAUGCACACGACUAGAACAACAAGCAAGUUUGAAGAACAAGAGGAAAUAAUUCAAGACAUUCAGACCAAACAUGGGAAUUUCAAGGAGCGAGUCAAGGAUGCAAUUGUGGAAAUUGAAGGAAGUAUGAAGAAAAACGAAGAGCGAAUUGACCAUCAGGAUGAAGAAAUAGGAAUCAUCAAGGCGAAUUUAGAAGCUCGACCAGCCAAGGAAACCAAUUCCCAUCCAGCAAUUAUUUACAAGGCGGAUCAUUUACUUCACCAGAAGCCUAAGAAAUUUGACGGCAACAUUUGGACUAUCCAUCCAGUCAGCUUUUUGGAAGGACUGGAAAAUUAUUUAAGACAUUUCGAUAAAAAAGAUGAAACCAAGUUAUCAUAUGCCAAGGAAAUGGUGGAAGGGAAUGCCAAAGCAUGGGCUGAUUUGAAUCGUAACAACUGGAAGACUUGGGAGGAAUUUAAGGACGCUUUUAUCAAGAACUACUGGUCUGAAGAGGUACAAGGCAAAAUACGACUUCAAAUAGCUACACCCAGACUAUAUCAAGCGAAAUUUGGAAAGUACACCGACCAUGUUUGGUUUUGGGUAAAUAAGACCAACCACCUGCAACCUCCAAUGAGAGAAUCCCAGCUUGUCGACGCUUUAUCCCGACAUUUUCCAAGAGAGGUGGAGCACAUCCUCAUAGGAUCAGCAGUGAACACCGUCAAACAACUUAUAAACACUCUUGAACGAAUCCAAACCUCAAAUCAAGAAACCAGGCCAAGAUAUAAUGGACCAAAUAGAAGUCAAGAGAACACCAGAGAGGAGCCAGAGAGGCAAGAGCAGAGAAGACAAGUAAACUACAUACGAGGUGGAUACAACAACUUCCAAAAUUACAGAAGAGGAAGGGGCAAUUACGGACCAAAUAGAAAUUUUGAAACAUCACGAAGAUCUCUGGAGCAAACAAGUUUAUUAACCAGCGUUCACAAUUAUUUCCAACGAUUACGACAAAAACCUACUAACACAACAAUUGAAAAACAAAUUCAAGAUAAUAAAAUCACAUCAAUAGGAACAAUCAAACAUCAAGAAAGAAAUUAUGAAGAGGAAAAAUUAAACAACUUUAUUGAAGAUUUGAAACAAUUUCAACCAGAAGAAGAGGAUGAAGAAAAUAUUUUGAACAACAAUGAACAACAAAAUUUGAGCGACGAUGAAAAGGAAGAGGAACCGAUACUAAUGAAUCAAAUUAAAGAAAAUUAUCAAGAUGAUGAAGAUUUUUUGAGCGAUCAAGAAAAAGAAGCAGAGAUUAUUGAUGAUGGACAACCAAUUAUAAUAGGAAAGCUGGAGGGGGUGGAACAACAGUUAUUAUUGGACACUGGUAGUCAAGUCAGCGUGGUUUCCGAAGAAGUUUUUGAAUUUAUACAAAGAAAAAAUCCAAGAGUUAUCACAUUACCAGUUAGUGGAAUCACGAUUCAAGGAAUUACUGGGAAAAUAGUAAAGGUUGUCAACCAAGCCCUACUCACCUUACAGAUUCAAGACAGUACACAUGAACAGAAAUUUUUGGUUGUGAAGAAAUUAGAAACAACAGCAAUAUUAGGCACCGAUUGGAUGAGAGACAAGAAAGCCAAGAUUGAUAUGGACAGAGAGGAAGUUUAUUUUCAAGACAAUGAUGUCGAUUACUACAUUCGGUUUCAAGGAAGAAGUUUGAAAAUUAGAACAGCAAAUCUUCAAGUAAAUCAGCCUACGGGGAGUAGAGAAGAGAAUGAAGCCAUCGAAGAAUUGAUUAGUCAAUAUGAAGAUAUUUUUUCAACCAAGCCAGGAUUAGUCAAGACGAAAAAGAACCAACCAGCAAUUACCAUCGGAAAAGUGAAGAAAAAGAAAGAAGAUAAGAAAUUGAAAAAUAUACUCAAGAAUAUCAAGACUGAACAAGAUGAAGACGAGAAGUGUAGUUGGAUCAAGAAAGAAAUUGAAGAAAAGGUUUUGUAA
Messenger RNA from Photinus pyralis (common eastern firefly), 2550 nucleotides. RefSeq lists its product as uncharacterized. Gene Ontology annotation, molecular function: aspartic-type endopeptidase activity. Bases 43 to 2550 code for a protein of 835 amino acids. Gene Ontology annotation, biological process: proteolysis. Lineage: Eukaryota; Metazoa; Arthropoda; Insecta; Coleoptera; Lampyridae. The transcript is spliced from 3 exons. The record is from RefSeq and is a predicted model, not a curated record.